AUGGACUACGCUGAAGAUUCUGGAGCUUUGAUCAAUGGAACCUUUGAAAUUGACUUUCUUCAAUUUUUUCACUCACAUGGAUAUAAUUGUCAAAAACACUUUAAUUUAUGUAUUAUGGAUCCUGAUACUGUUAUUUAUGCAUCAGGAUGCUUGAUCCAUAUUUUGGAUACUAAAUCUGGGAGGUUAAAAUUUAGAAGACAUCAAGGAGUCAGCCAUAUUGCUAAAAAUCCAAAAAAACCUCACAUAGCUAUCGCAGAAUCCGGCUCCAGCCCUCCAAUUUUAAUCUUCUCUUACCCAGACUUCAAAUUAAUUUCAAAACUUCCCGGUGGAACUUUUAAAAACUUCCACCAGGUGGCGUAUAAUUCCACUGGCGACUUGUUAGUUUCACAGGGCGCAGGUCCAGACAAUUGGCUGACAAUAUGGAACUGGGAAGAAUCUUCCAUAAAACUGCGGACUAAUUCUUCAAAUUUAGCCGUAUUAAACAUAGUCUUCUCCUUAUUUUCCCCGUCAAACUUCGUAACUGCGGGAUCAGAGCACAUUUGUUUCUGGAAAAUGGCGGAAACCUUCACGGGGGAGAAGCUCCAGGGCACUGUGGGUAAAUUUGGAAACACCGAAGACAGCGACAUCAUCGGAGUCAUUUUUAUGCCUGAUGGUAAAGUAGUUUCUGGCUGCCAGUGGGGCAACAUCUUGCUCUGGUACGAAGGCGCCAUUUUGUUGGAGGUCAGGAGGAAGAAUGGAAAGCCUUGUCAUGAUAAUAUGAUCACUCAGUUUGAGUUCAAUCAUGGAGAAUUGAUGUCUGUUGAUAUAUUGAUGGGGUACAAAGAAUUUGUCCUGAGAUUAAAAGUUCCUGAAACUAGACCAGCUUAUACAAAGAUAAGCUUUGAAUUGGUGGAAUCUAAGCUAGAAACUUUUCAAAUUUUUGAUGAUAAAGAAGAUUCAAAUUUGGAAGAAUUGAAAGAUAUAAUCAAAAUUGAUUAUCUGGAUGAUGAAGUAUGGUUAACGAGUGGAGGAUUUGUUUAUGGAUUAAAACUUCCAGAAGAUAGAACUCCUGGGGAAGUAAAGAGUUUAAAAAUUGAAUGGAAAUUUUUUGUAGGAGAAAUUUCAAGCUGGCUUUUUAAUGAAAAAUGUUUAAUUCUUGGGCUAAAAACUGGAGCAAUAAAAGCUUGUAACCUCGCUGAUUUAUCAGACAACUGGAUUCUUCAAAUCCAUGAAAAUCCUAACGGUGAAAUAACAAAACUUGUUAUAAGCUACGACAAUAAUUAUUUAUUUUCUGCUGGUUGUGAUGGAAAUAUUUUUUCUUUCUUAACAAAAAACAAAACAAUUAAUUUUGACACUGCAACUAAGUUAAAAUCUAUCCAACUGGAUCCAGAAGAAUUGGAGCUGGAUCCAAGGAUUACUGAAGAUUUGGACAGAGAAUUGAAGGAAAAGCUGGAAGAUGUUUAUAGAAAGUCGGAGUUUGAUCUUGAAAAGAGUCGGCUGAGUUUGGAGAAGCUUUUGGACUUUUAUAUCCGGCCACUUACAUGCGUUCCUUUUGCAGUCUCCAGGAUUUUGAAACCUGGAGCUGCAGUUCAUUCAGUGAAGGAAAAGAUUCUAGGAGAUGAAUUUCAAAGAAUUUAUGAGGAAAUUCAAAUUAAUGAAAGAAUUGAAGAAGAGUCUCAUGAUGAAUUUGUGGAAGAAGAAGAAGAAGAAGAAGAAGAAGAAGAAGAAGAAGAAGAAAUAAAAGUAGAAGGAGUAGAAAGUUUUUUGAAAGGACUCAGUCCUGAAACGAUUCAAAAUAAAUUAGGAGCGCGGAUUAAUCAGAUGCUAAGGAAGUACCGGGAAAGGAAGGCAAGACUUGCUCAGAGAGCUCAAGAGGUGUGGAAAAUUAUGCACGCCAGUAAGCCAGAUCCUGAAGCUGACAAUGAAGAAGAUGUUAGGGCUGUUGAAGAAGCGAGAAGAACUAUAGGGGAUUAUAAACUUAAAAUUUCAAAUGAUUUUGAGUAUAACAAGGAUUUUAAAGAAAAGCGGUUUAACGACCGCCUUAGAGAGGUCCGUAACAAGAAAUUGAACCUGCAUAAAGAAGUAGCUGAAUUAAUUGACAAGUUAAAGUUCAUUCACUCUGAAAUUCCUGAAAAGCACAUCAAGCCUUUGCCAAAUUUGCUGGAAAUAAAUUACGACCUAGAAUUUCCUGAAAAGAAUUUGGAAAUGGAAAAAUACAAAUCACUUGCGGAAAAGUUCAAUGAGUCAAGGAACAAACAGUACAGUAAAUCUUCUUCAGAGUCUCCGGGACAGAUUAAUUUAGUCCCUAAAUUUUACGAUGAGGAGUAUGAAAUUUUAUUACUGGAUCAGAAAAUGAUUAACAGCCAAAUAAAUGAUCCAGAAAUGGACUCUCUUCGUGUAAGUGUUAAACUAGAAAUUCCAGAGGAUAAAAUUGAUGAAAUAAAUUCGGGAGAUCUUGAACAGACUCCGUGGGAACUAGAGAUGAAACUUGCUCGGGUUUCUAAGAAAAUUUACCAGCAAGAUUGUAUUAUUGGGUAUAUAGAGAAGAGCUAUAAGAAAAUUGAUGAAGAGUUGGACAAGUUGGAGAAAGAGCGCUUGGAGGUUCAGGCGGAUUCUAUCUACUCUGAGCUGCAUCAGUUGACGCUCCAGCAGGAGCUUAUUGUUCUGAGGGAGUUUGAGGGGAAAGAAAAUUUGAUGAUUAAGAAAGUUGAUGAUGGGAUUUAUCAACAAGAAAGUGUUGAAAGAAAGAUUCAGAAAUUAAAUAGUUCUAUUGAAGUUAAGAAAAAAGAAGUUUUGAAAAUAACGGAUAAGAUUAAAGAAUUGAAUAGACAAUUUGGGAGUAUGAUAAGUGAAAAUAAAUUUUCAGAAGCAAAAAGACAUGAGCUUGAAGCCCGGGUGAGAGAUGACCAGAAAAUCUUGGAAAAUUUUCGAAAACAACUAGAACAUGAGAAGAAAACUUUGAAAGUUAUUGAUAACAAUUUGAAUUUUAGUCAACGUGAGCUACAAGACUACUUGAAAGAGAAGCAGAAGAAAUUGAACGAAAUAGAUGUGACUGUAAUUUUAAAAUUACAUCAACUGCAACAUGUAAAAGGUGAUGAUUUGGAAAAAAUAAGGGACUGUGUUGUGUUUGAUAAGUCUAAAUUGUCGCAAUUGUAUACUCGAGUUGGAGAAUUGCAACAGGAGACUACCGACCAAAAAAUAAAACACAAAAAAAAUCGACAACACUUGCACAGAGUUGAAAUAGACUGCGACUAUAUGGAAAGUGAAAUAAAACGCUUGAAAGAUGAAAUAAAGCAGGAGAUGAUACAAAAAUUUGGAAAAGAAGUAUCACUGACUUCUUUGUACGAAGCGGUGCUAAGAAGAAUGAUUUAUGAUGUUAAAGCUGAUAUGAAAGAGAUGAUCAAGUCUUAUGACAAAGAAAUCAAAGGCGCAGAAGAGCAGUAUAAAGAACAAGUUAAGGUUUUAGAAGAUUUGAUAAAGGAAAACACGGAAAAAUUGGGUCUUAUGACGGCAUUGGAGCAGGAGCGAAGAAAAUUGAAGAGGAUUAUGAAGCACAAGCCGGAAAAUGAGGAAAAUAUUAAAAAAGUAGAAAAAGAGCAUCAGGAAGAGAUCAAAAGGCUGGAAAUUAUUUUGAGAAAUCAGCGACAGCAGAAAGAAUUGUUCCGCAAUGAAAUUAGAAAUUUAAGACUCAAAUCGCGACCUCUACCGCCGGUUUAUCGCAAAAGUACUAAAGUACUUAGUUUGGAUGAGGAUUUUAAAUUUGAAGAUAGUUUGAUGGAGAAUAUGGAAGUAUAA
Messenger RNA from Cotesia congregata, 3774 nucleotides. The record is from the annotation of a GenBank genome assembly. NCBI's taxonomy places the organism in Eukaryota, Metazoa, Arthropoda, Insecta, Hymenoptera, Braconidae.